This is a messenger RNA of Talaromyces stipitatus ATCC 10500, 1005 nucleotides long. RefSeq lists its product as uncharacterized. The record is from RefSeq and is a predicted model, not a curated record. The coding region runs from base 1 to 1005 and encodes 334 amino acids. The transcript has 2 exons. NCBI's taxonomy places the organism in Eukaryota, Fungi, Ascomycota, Eurotiomycetes, Eurotiales, Trichocomaceae.
AUGGAUAUCGGCUCAUGCACAAACGGACAUGAGGUAAAGCUGACUUUCAAAACAUACCGCGAUAUCACCAUCAUCAUGCGUUUUACUGAUAUCUCCCUCAUCAUCGCACUGUCCGCUGCCGCAAUUGCUGCCCCUAACCCCGAUACAGAGAAGACUCUGUACAAAGUCGGCCAAAGCCCGCGCUACAUUCUCGCCCGCGGCUCAGGAGAGAAAGUCCUCCAUAAGGGCGGUGCUCCUCAGCUUUUCGCUCGUCAGUCCUCCGGCAACUCUGGCUCCGCCGGAAACUCCGACUACUGCAGCGGUUAUGGCGUAACUUGCGCCAGCUGCUUCGGAAGCAACUGGACUGAGUGCCCUGACGGCGUCACUUGCUACGAUAAGACCGACCCAACCAGCACAUGCUCGUCUUCGGGUGGCUCUAGUGGUGGCAGCUCUGGAAGUGGUAGCUCCGGAAGUGGUAGCUCCGGAAGUGGCAGCGGUAGUUCUGGCGGCUCUUCAGGCGGCUCUGCUGGAGGAUCAGACUACUGCUACGGUAAAGGUGUUACUUGCCAGAGCUGCUUCGGACCUGGAUAUCAAGAAUGCUCGGACGGUGUCACUUGCUACAAUCCUUCUGACCCAACAACCUCUUGCCCUGAUGGCACCUCUGGUGGUUCUGGUUCUGGUUCUGGUUCCGGAUCUGGCUCUGGCUCUGGCUCUGGCUCUGGCUCUGGCUCUGGCCUCACUGGUAUCACUUCGACCUCACCUAAACCCACCUCUACCGGCCUAGGCUCAAUUGGUUCACUCCCUACCGAAGGCUCUUCAUCCUCAUCUACCCAAACUUCCAGCAGCAGCAGCUCCUCCGCCAGCAGCUCAUCCACAACAUCAACCUCCGCCACAUCAGCCCCUACUACUCCUCCCGACUCUGGUAAUAAACUCGGCGGUGGCAAUGCUGCUCCUGGCAUCUCCAUUCCUUUGGGCCUGUCUGCCGGUGCUGGUGUUGCAGUCCUCUUUGCUGCUGCACUGAUGUAA